GCGAAGAAGAUCACUCAUAGUUAGAAGAAGAAGAAGAAGAAGAAGAAGGAGGAGGAGGAGGAAGAAAUAAAUAAUAAAUAAAUAAAUAAACAAACGGGAACAACGUUGCUAAAUUGGUAGUACUAAAUAGACAGUACAGCAAAACAUACGUUAUUGGGAUCACAGGGCCAGUAUGUAUAUGCUGUGAGAGAUUGGUAGACCAAGAUGCAACUGCUUCUGUGCACGGGUCAUGGAGAAAGCGAUAAAAUCAACAGGGUGCAAAGGGAACGUGUCCCCAAUAAAUUAUUUAAGAACAAUACAGAACAGCAAAGAGCAAACUAUGCAGAUCUCCAGCAAAGAGGGCAAAGCUGUAGGCUUUGUAUUGGUCCAUGCAGUCCACUGUUCACCAAAGGAGACCCGAGUGCAGAACUGAAUGUGGUAAUUGCAGUCCCAAGGCCAUAGCAGCAACCGUAGUCCCAGCAACCCCAGGGGGGCAGGGUAUCAUUCCGAAUCCAAAGCCAAGGAGUAUAAACAUGUGUGCAAAAGAGCCUGUCAGAAGGCCAUGGAGAGGUUGAGAGAUGGUGCCAUGGCAGUGGAGGCAGUGACUGCAGCUCUUAUAGAGCUAGAGGAUUCACCAUUCACCAAUGCUGGUACAGGCUCCAAUCUAAACCUGGCUGGGGAUAUUGAAUGUGAUGCCAGCAUCAUGGAGGGAAAAUCAUUAGAUUAUGGAGCAGUUGGUGCUUUAAGCGGAAUCAAGAAUCCAGUAUUGGUGGCCAGAACACUACUGAAUGAAGCACAGAAAGGGAAGCUUUCAGCUGGAAGAAUUCCUCCCUGUUUUUUAGCUGGAAGUGGAGCUCAGCAAUGGGCUGUCAGUCAUGGUAUACCUCCAUGUCCUUCAGAGAAGAUGGCCACCAAAUUUAGUUUGUCAGCAUACAAAAGGAAUAAACGAAAGAUGGAGAUGGCAGAGAAGUUGGAACCAGAAGAUAACCCUUUUAAGAGACGACGACAAUCAAGUGGAACUCAGGUGAAUGAAAUGGUGGAUUUAGAGGAGCCUGCCUCCCUGGACACGGUUGGAGCUGUUGUUGUGGAUCAGCAAGGGAAUGUUGCAGCCGCUGUCUCUAGUGGAGGUUUAGCUAUGAAACACCCAGGGCGAGUAGGCCAGGCUGCUCAAUAUGGGUGUGGUUGUUGGGCUGAAAAUGCCCAUGAUGCUAGAACUUAUUCUACAGCCGUGAGUACCUCAGGAUGUGGAGAGCACCUGAUGCGCACCAUGUUAGCUAGAGAGUGUUCCACAGCUAUGCAGGCUGACAACGCUCAUCAGGCUCUCCUGGAGGCUAUGCAAAACAAGUUUAUUGGCUCACCAUUUCUGGCCAGCGAGGAUGGUGUUCUGGGUGGAAUAAUUGUUCUGAGAUGCUGUAGCUGUGGAGAGGACCACAGCUCUGACAAUUUGCCGGCCUUAUUGGUGGAGUUCCUGUGGACUCAUACUACGGAGAGUAUGUGUGUGGGCUACAUGUCUGCAAAUGACAGGAAAGCUAGGGCUCAUAUAUCCAGACUGCCUCCUGGGGCUGUGGCAGGACAGUCACUAGCGAUUGAAGGUGGAGUGUGUCGACUGGGGGGUGUGGGUGACUGAACAGAGAGAUCGCUUUUUCUUUUUUUUUCUUUUUUUUUGUGAAACACAUAGCAAUAUGCAUAUGCUAAAGUCAUUAUUGACAAGUCUGGGGAAUGUGGCAUCAAUUAUGUAACAUAUAAACGGUUUUAAUGGCUGAUGACCUAAAGCUACAUCUUGUUCAUUUUGGUCAUAAAGGAGUAAUUUUAUCAAUAAAGCUUUAGUCUUAGUCUUUAGUCUCUUUUUAAUAAGCUACACCGCUACAAGACGAACAGGCAAUAUUUAUAUAUGUUUGGGGAGCAUGCAAGCGACAUGGAGGUAAACAGGACCUAAUUAUUGAAUAGGCGUUUUGCUAACAUACAGGCUGCUGCUCUUGCUUUGCACAGAUAAAUGUUUUUCAGUUGUAUUACUCGUAUAUAUUAUACAAUCCAUAUAUAUAUAUAUAUAUAUAUAUAUAUAUAUAUAUUUGCUUUGCCCCUUUAUUAAAUAAACUGUUUAAAAUGGAUCAGACAGCAUCUUUACCAAAGCUUGUUCUGACUAUUACAAAAUGCUUUUAUGGUAUCUUUGUAUUGUUAUGAGCAUUGCUAAUUUUAAAAAGAGACUAUGGCUCAUAAAUGCACCUUAUUUGGCCACUAGUCUCUGUACUGGCAUUUCCAUUUGUCUGGGAAUGUUUUUUUUUUUGUUUUUUUUUUUAAAUCACUGCAACAUUAAAUUGUGUUACAUGUUUAUUAUAAAUCAUUCUCAUCACUGUUGCACAAAUUAACUUUUGGAAGCUGAUGUUGAAGUAUAAUUGCAGUAGCAUAAUAUUUUAGUAAAAUUUUUGCUGUGACUGUAAGUUGUCCCAUACAUGUUUAUGGGCAGGGAAAUAUCCUCUUUAGAAAGCAUGACUGAUUGUGCUGAUUGCGCUAGAAAUUAAAAUUGCACUAUUUUUGUAUUAAACCUGGCCUAAUGUCUGCUAUACAUCUUUGUAUGUAUUUUGUGCAGUGACAUUUCAUUUACUUUUUAGAAAUGAUUGCUUAAUGUAAGGAGAGUUAUAAAUUCCAUUCUCAUAAUAUAUCUAAAAGAUCCAAUGGCGUAUAUUAUUAGGAUGUAGCUAUCUAUGAUGAAAUGUUUUCUUUUCAUAUUGCCAAAAUGCAAUUAACAGUGUCUUUGCAAAGCUUUGUGUUCUAUUAUAGUUUGUCCUUAUUGCAUUGAUUUGAAUUUACUUCCCCUUGCUUGUUUAGUUCAGUGAAAUAGUGAAAUAAAUUUCAGCUCACACUUGAAA
This is a messenger RNA of Ictalurus punctatus (channel catfish), 2846 nucleotides long. It is a transcript of the gene tasp1, whose product is annotated as taspase, threonine aspartase, 1. Gene Ontology annotation, molecular function: threonine-type endopeptidase activity. NCBI's taxonomy places the organism in Eukaryota, Metazoa, Chordata, Actinopteri, Siluriformes, Ictaluridae. Gene Ontology annotation, biological process: protein maturation. Bases 542 to 1606 code for a protein of 354 amino acids. The transcript has 15 exons. The record is from RefSeq and is a predicted model, not a curated record.